UAUAAUGCUUUCAAGGUAAAUCGGGUGAAGAUACGGGUCCCCUUCCAAUAAAAAAAAUAUGUAUCUAAAAAAGAGACAAGAGGAAAAUAGGAAAAAAUAGGAAUCUUUUAUGUUGGUUUAUUUGAUAUCAUUAUUUGGAGAUCUUUAUAGUGAUUACUGUAAACCAACUUUUAUCCGCAGCUACUUAAAUGUGCGAUUAACUGACGAUUAACUGGUUUGCAAAGACUAAUUUUCGCGACCAAACCUUAUUAGGACCUGCAUUGUUAUAAAAACUAUAGACAAAGGAUUGGUUCGCGGCGAGAAAUAUUGGCGACGACAGGGCUCUCGCUAACCUUGCGAAUAUUUCUCGCACGCGAAUAAAAGUUGAUUUACAGUAUUUUGCUCUGACAAAAGCUUAUGUGGUCGUCGUCUGAUGAAUUAUGUGGCGGCCAAUAGAUAAUAAUUCGGUAGCCGCUAGAAAAUUCCUUGUGUUUGCCAAAUAUUUAAUAUUUGAAAGCCGCCUGAUAUUUGUUUAGCAGCCCCCAGAUAACUACACUACAAUCAGCAUGAUUCAGUAUAUUUACCGUUUUUUAAAGCGGUUAAAUUUUAAUUCGCUGUAUCUAUUUAAAGGUUACGCUAAUAAGCAUGUUAUUACUUACACAUGUUGUGGAUGGAAACCAUAUUCAAGUAUUACUCAGUCUAAAAUCAGCAAAAGGAACUAAUGAUGCGUUGUGCUAUGUGCAAUCAUUCGUACACGGAAAAUGCAUUUAAAUUAAUUGUCAUCCUGUUUCCAAUUUAACCUUUGAUGAAAAUACGUACGAAUGACCAAAGCCGACUGGGUUUCAUUGUUUGGUUGAAACUAUGCAUUCGCUGUAAAAAGCUCUUCUACUUACUUUAUUGUGAAAUUUCUCCACCGGAUAAGAAUCAGGAAUCUGUUCUAUUGUUUCCUAUGGGUUGAUGAAUUGUAUUUUAACAGAACAUUAUCCAUUUCAAAAUUCGUCAAACAUUCUAAUUAACUUGUUUACCUCUAUAUCAAUGUCACCAAUAUAGGGAUCCUUUGGAAUGCUGUAAAAAAUUUGCCGGCAACUCUUGCAAAAGUAAUACAGAUAUACUUAUAUCAACUCUGAAAUAGUAGAACUUGUAUCGAGGUAAGUUUUAAGUUUUUGUAUCAUGAGCUUCAUGUCACUUUAACAAGUAUGCCCUCUUAGUAAGGUUUGAAAAGACUGCCCGGAAGACUGUCCUCCACAAUUCUAUAGAAGAUUCUGCAGAAACGAAAUGUUCACGUAACUCAUUUGAUUAUAUUACUGGGUGCCUAAACCAAACAGGUCAGUAGAUUUUUUGAACCAGAAUUUAAAACGAUUUUGUAAUUUACCCAUAUAGAAGUCAGAAAACUAAGUUUCCUCUCCUCUAGCCUAGCUUCUUUGUUGAAUUGAACAAAAGGUGAAAUAUAGUAAUUUUAGACUUCAAAUGGUUUGAUUAUGUAACCCAGUAUAUUAAGAAGGACACAAUAAUGUUUUCCAAAUCAUCGUUAUGCUGGUAGCUCAUUAAAAAUGUAAUCUCUAUACAUCAUUUUACAAACUGUCGUACGUUUUGUUGUAUAUUUAUUUUUAAGAUUACUGUUAUUUUUUUAUUUUUUGAUGAAAUAGAAAAGCAUAAACAUUUUAAGUUAUCCUUAAUAAGAUGUAAAAGUACCCCUCAACAAUGGCACCUUUAUUCUUUCUAAAAUGUCCUAUUAAUAGUACUUGUGCCUGUAAUUAAAAGCAGUCGUGAUGUACAAUGAUUAGACUGUCACAAAAUGUCAUUUUUAAUCGAAAUAAAUUGCAACCUCCUUAUGUUUCUAUUUGGUGACAUGUUAGUUCAAAUUUUGUAUUAAAAAUAAUAAACAUUUCCAAAUGCAUAAUGAAUGUACCUUUUAGCCCGGUCGAAUAUCAAUUGAAAUCUAGGAAGUAUAAAUUCUCGAGGGGUUGCAAUGGAGUACUUGAACGGCAAUUAAACUCUACUCUGACAUUUGACCAAUUAAAAUUAAGUUCGUAUGCGAUUAUGUUACAUAAAUGGACAAAGACUAAUAACUCGUUUUAAUGUUGGCUAAUUCUCCCUGUAAAAAUUUAUUGAUCCAAAUAGCAACUGAUUAAUCUGUUGUUUUCAACAAACUGUUAAAAAUGUUUAUUCCUUGUUCCAGAAUCCUGGCAGCAAUUCCUAUGACGUCUAAGCAAAUUGAUUUAUUCCGUAUCUUUGUGAUCAGAUCGCUGCAACGCGAUGGGGUUUUUUUUUUUCUCAAACUUCCUUCAAUUACAUACUAUAAAUUCAAGGACAGUUCUUUUUUUAAUUCCUUGAUAUAAAAAAACAAUCCUUUAAAACGUAUUAUAUUUUUUCAUAAAAGUUAAUGAUACAUAUUAAAUAAACAAGUAUGCAAACUAGGGUAAUUAUUGAAAUACUCAUAUAUGUUAUAUUAAUUAGCCUUUAGUAGCCUUUAUCAACAAUUAUGGAAUAUUUCCGUCUCUAUGUUAUAUUGAAACACUUGGCACAAAUCAAAAGGCUAUCCGACAAUCAACAUGUUUAUUUUAUUCCAAUUUUCCUUCAUUGCUUUUUCAAAUAUCGUUUAUACAUGUACAUCCACGGAGCUGACUGGGGUAUGCUCAAACGGUUCAGAUGGAAGCCGCUUGGAGUGUUGUGAAAAUUAUCGAGCCCUUGGGAACUCUUGUGAAGAAUGUUGGCCGGGAACUCAUGGUGUAGAUUGUAGGGACUACUGUCCUCCUAAUUUCUACGGCAGAUUAUGCUCAAAGAAAUGUGGCUGUGAACCAUGUGAUAAAGUCACAGGAUGUUUAAAUGCAACGGAUAAGGAUCAAAAUACGAGUAGUAACAAGUCCUAUCCGGGGGAAGAUGAAAGUCCAACGAACUCUUCAACAUGGCUUACGUUGUCAGUCUUAGCAUCUUGUUUCGUAAUCUGUUUUAUUUUCUCUCUACGAAUCUUCUGUAUAAUUCGACGGAUACCGACUACAAAACCAAUCGAUCUGGCCGAAUAUGAUACCACAAAUUGAAGAGUUUCAUCAGAGAAUCGUAGACGUAGUGGGUCGUUAACGUCGAGGACAAUUGAUUCAUCUCCAACCAAUGGCACAGGAACAAGCUAUACAGAACUUGACAGAUCAAAAUAACAUGACAGAAUCAAGCUCUCAAAAUGCUUAUGGUCAUGUGGACUCAAUAUAUGGAGAUUACAACAUUCUUAAACUGACAGCGUUGGAUAAAAUGAUCAAUUGUAAAUCACGAUUAAAAAUUUGACUCCUUUUAGAAAUGUAAUACUAAA
Messenger RNA from Magallana angulata, 3280 nucleotides. Its product is annotated as multiple epidermal growth factor-like domains protein 6. Bases 2532 to 3017 code for a protein of 161 amino acids. NCBI's taxonomy places the organism in Eukaryota, Metazoa, Mollusca, Bivalvia, Ostreida, Ostreidae. The record is from RefSeq and is a predicted model, not a curated record. The transcript is spliced from 6 exons.